UCCCACUUUCUCUGCUAAUUGGAGUGCUCGAACAACUCCAAGAAGCUCUGCAUCAAAGACCUCGUGUCUCUUGCCCAAUGGAAACUCCCGGGUCUUCCAGGCUCCUGAUUCUUGCCAUGCAAGUUUUGCUCCACACCUGCCAUUCUCCAAUAUUGAUCCGUCUGACCAGAUUGCUGGUCCAGGAGGAAGAUAUUGUGCUUCUGUUGAGGCCUCUGGAUCUGGUAGCACUUCUAUUCGGCCGGGGAACUGACUACUGGUCGUCUGAAUUGCGCUUUCAAAGCUCUCGGAUGGAUUCACUGGUAGAAUAUUGGCUAAUUGUCGAGCACGGUGUUGUCCCAGGGACCAUGGGCCUCGGUUGUUUCUCUCAGCCCAUUGUCAGUUCCCCGGGGUCUGCUCCCCAGGCUGAGUGUGUUGAUCCCCUUCUCGGAAGCUCACCGGGAGGAUCUUCUUAGCCGGGUGGUUUUCUGGUAAACUGAGUAGCUGGGUAGCAU
Molecule: messenger RNA, 491 nt
Organism: Aspergillus ruber CBS 135680
Lineage: Eukaryota; Fungi; Ascomycota; Eurotiomycetes; Eurotiales; Aspergillaceae
Exons: 1
Coding region: 78-452 (124 amino acids)
Source: RefSeq, a predicted model, not a curated record